Messenger RNA from Beauveria bassiana ARSEF 2860, 1536 nucleotides. Its product is annotated as WD domain-containing protein. Gene Ontology annotation, cellular component: Set1C/COMPASS complex. The record is from RefSeq and is a predicted model, not a curated record. NCBI's taxonomy places the organism in Eukaryota, Fungi, Ascomycota, Sordariomycetes, Hypocreales, Cordycipitaceae. The transcript is spliced from 2 exons. Bases 1 to 1536 code for a protein of 511 amino acids. Gene Ontology annotation, molecular function: histone binding.
AUGGCUCCGGCCGACGAAACACCAGGCGCGACACCACCUCACAAGCGACGCCGCAUGCGCGACGCACAAUCACCAAGCGGUCGCUCGCCAGACGCGUCGAGACGAGGGCCCGAUCGCGGAGACAGCAGCGACUACUACUCCAAGACCCGGGACGACUCGUCGCCGUCGCCGUCGCCGGCGGCACGACGACGGCGCGCUGCAUCCGCCUCCAGCUCGGGCGCCAGCACACGGUCCGAGUCGCCCUCCCCUCGACGCGCACACGCAGCGCGGCGGCGCUCCGCAUCACGCUCACGAUCACCAGCCUCGACGUCUUCGGACCGCACGCGGACAGAGUCCUUCUCACCAAAGCCUGCGCCGCCAUCGCCCUCGCAGGAGCAGCAGCAGGCUACACCGCCCGAGCCUCAGGGACGCACGCCGGUGAGGCCAAGCUACAAGGCACGGCUGGCGCUGCACGGGCACACCAAGCCCGUGUCGCAGGCGCGCAUCUCGCCAGACGGGCGCUUCAUCGCGUCGGCAUCGGCGGACGCGACUCUCAAGAUCUGGGACGCGGCGACGGGCGCGCACAUGGACACGCUGGUCGGGCACAUGGCGGGCGUGAGCUGCGUCGCGUGGGCGCCCGACAGCAACACACUGGCGAGCGGCGCCGACGACAUGGCGAUCCGGCUAUGGGAUCGGGUGACGGGGCGGCCCAAGACGACGGCGCGCAAGUCGCUGGCGGGCGGCGGUAGCGGUGGAGAUAUGGCGCCGCUGCGCGGGCAUCACAACUACGUGCACUGCUUGGCGUUUUCGCCAAAGGGCAACAUCCUCGCGAGCGGGUCCUACGACGAGGCCGUAUUCUUGUGGGAUGUGCGCGCGGGAAGGCUGAUGAGGAGCUUGCCAGCACACAGCGACCCGGUGAGCGGGAUCGACUUUUCACCAGAUGGGACACUGGUGGCAAGUUGUUCUACAGACGGCCUCAUUCGUAUAUGGGACUCGGGAACCGGGCAAUGCCUGCGGACGCUCGUGCACGAGGACAAUCCGGCCGUGGCCAACGUGUGCUUCUCGCCCAACGGCCGGUUCGUGCUCGCCUUCAACCUGGACAACUGCCUCCGGCUGUGGGACUACGUGGCGGGCAGCGUCAAGAAGACGUAUCAGGGGCACGCGAAUGCCAAGUUUGCGGUGGGCGGGUGCUUUGGCGUGCUGGACGGGGCGCCGUUUGUCGCGUCGGCGAGCGAGGACGGCGGCAUCGUGCUCUGGGACGUGGUCAGCAAGGAGGUGCUGCAGCGGGUACGGGGCCACGCCGAGGGCGUCUGCUUCUGGGUCGACGUGCACGGCGAGACCAUGGUGAGCGCGGGACAGGACGGCACGAUACGCGUCUACCGGCACAUCGCGGAAGGCAGGCUUGCGGGUGAUGGUGAUGCCAACGGCAACGGCAACGGCAACGGCAACGGCAACGGCGUGGCGGUGAAUGGCAAUCAUGGAGCGCUGGCGGCGAAUGGGGAAGGGUAUCCGGAGGCGUUGCCCAUCAGGCAAGAGGACGUCAAGAUGCAGAUGUAA